CAUCUAAUAUGUAGUUGUUACAUUAUGUACAGCUUAAAAGUCAAUGUGGAAACCAUGUUGCGUGUUCAUAUUUAUCUCUAAAAUCUUGUUUACAAUUAGACUCCCAAUUGUGUGCGUAAUUCACUUAUUUGCCAUGGCACUUAGAAGAUUAAUUGACAAACAAGGCCUAUAUUUUAACUGUUUUUAGUCUAUUUGUAGGCUACAGUGAGCUUCCCAGCAAGAUCAUUGUUUGCACGUAAUUGAGUAUAUACAGUACAAGUCAAGUCUGGAUAAUGAAGGAAAAACAGGCAACAAUAAGUGCCCACCAACUCAUUCAGUACUGUUUUAAAACGUUUUUGCUAAGCAUUUUAUUGUUACAUAAUUUGAAAUAAUACAAUAAUAAAAAAGUGAUAGAGUCAGUGAGUGUAUCCACACGUUUGACCUGCAUGUGUAUUAAGACGUAAGCGAUUCUUUUAAACUAAUAGGCAGUCCCUCUUAAACCUGACGUCAGUUACGGUCCUAUGGGUAAGUCAAAUAUCUUAGUGGGAUUUUGAGAAUGUAGGUCAGGCUUCUUUUGACACGAAUAAAUACUAAGCGGAUACCCAUUUGAUGAGGACUGGAGCUCUCCAUUCAUGCCUUUUGUGUUUUGCAUGAACAGAUGCUUGGUAGUAGGGGUCAUAAUUAUAUCAUUGAGCUUAAUUCUAUGUGACUACAUCUGAAGUGCCUUAGGGUGACUACCACAAAGCAAGUUUAAAAGAUUCUUUGGGAGCAGAAAAAGUAGAGGAAGACAGAGUGAGCGAGAGAAAGAGAGCGAGCAGGGGUGAAGGGGGUGUGUCUUGAGCGCUGGGCUCCCAGGGAUGGUUUUGGUCACCACCCUAACACAGACCCCCACAGAACUGCUCAACCGCAGCACGCUGGGCCUGAGCAGUCUUUCCUUGUUUUCCCACCUGAGCUUGUUAAAACGUACAGGUUAAGGACCAGUCACCUUCUCCUUGCUUUCUCCAUCCCAGCCCGGUCUGUUCCGCACCCAGCCCCUCUUCUCCAGGCUCUCUAUCCCCUCAUGGGCACGAUAUCAGCCAGUGCAAGAGGACCACCGUCUCAGCCCUAACAGCAGUCCUCACCAUGGAGAUGAAACAACCAAUGAUGAUGAAUCAAGAGGACGGGGGAAAGCAGGAGAAAGAACAGGAGUCGCAAGAGAACGGCAGACUGGUUGCGGACAGCGUUGCGGAGAAGGGUCAGAAGUCCUGCUCCGGGCCUGGGCAGGUCUCCAACGGUUAUCCCAGCACAUCCCCACAAAGUCCCAGGGAAGGUGCAGGCGCUGGAACGGACAGGGGCAGCACCCCUGGAACAUUCAGGACUCUGGUGGUCCAGCAGACCAGUCUGGAUCCACCUAGGGAGACCUGGAGCAAAAAGAUGGACUUCCUGCUGUCGGUAAUCGGGUAUGCAGUGGACCUGGGCAACGUGUGGCGCUUUCCCUACAUCUGCUACCAAAACGGAGGGGGUGCCUUUCUCCUGCCGUACCUGCUGAUGGCUGUGUUUGGUGGUGUGCCUCUGUUCUACAUGGAACUGGCUUUGGGCCAGUUUCACCGCAGUGGGUGUAUCUCCAUCUGGAAACACAUUUGCCCCAUCUUCAAGGGUAUAGGCUUUGCCAUCUGCAUCAUUGCACUCUACAUUGCCUUCUACUACAAUACCAUAAUGGCCUGGGCUCUCUACUACCUCCUGUCUUCCUUUCGCCCUACACUGCCCUGGACCACCUGCAACAACCGGUGGAACACUCCCAACUGCACCCGCUACCUGUCCACCGACUUGAAUGUCUCCUGGACCGAAAACUCCAUCUCUCCCGCUGAGGAGUUCUAUAUACGGCAGGUGUUGCAGGUUCAUCUGUCCCCUGGUCUUCAUCAACUGGGCUGGGUGAGCUGGCAGCUAGCCCUCUGUCUGUUGUUCAUCUUCACUGUUGUCUACUUCAGCAUCUGGAAGGGGGUCAAGACAUCUGGCAAGGUAGUGUGGGUGACGGCUACUUUUCCAUACCUGGUGUUGGUGAUCCUGUUGAUAAGAGGGGCCACCCUGCCGGGAGCAUGGAGAGGAGUGAUCUUCUACUUGAAACCUGAUUGGAACAAACUUCUAACCACUUCAGUUUGGCUUGAUGCAGCUGCACAGAUCUUCUUCUCUCUGGGCCCAGGCUUUGGUGUUCUCCUGGCCUUUGCCAGCUACAAUCCCUUUCAUAACAACUGCUACAAAGAUGCAUUGAUCACAAGCUCAGUGAACUGUUUGACCAGUUUCCUGUCAGGCUUUGUGAUCUUCACAGUGCUAGGAUACAUGGCAGAGAUGCGCCAUCAAGGUGUGGAGACUGUAGCUAAGGAUGCUGGUCCCAGUCUGCUCUUCAUUAUCUAUGCUGAGGCUAUUGCAAAUAUGCCGGCUGCUACGUUCUUCGCCAUCAUAUUCUUCCUCAUGAUAAUUAUGCUGGGGCUGGAUAGCACGUUUGCAGGUCUGGAAGGUGUAAUUACAGCCAUGUUGGACGAGUUCCCCCACCUGUUGGCCAAAAGAAGAGAAUGGUUUGUGCUCGGCCUGGUGUGUGUCUGUUAUUUGGGCGCUCUUUCCACUCUCACCUACGGUGGUGCGUUUGUUGUUAAACUAUUUGAGGAGUAUGCCACAGGCCCUGCUGUUAUCACCGUAGUCUUCCUUGAAGUCAUUGCUGUUUCCUGGUUCUAUGGGACGACACGCUUCUGCAACGACGUGCAGCUGAUGCUUGGCUUUUCCCCUGGUAUUUUCUGGAGGGUCUGCUGGAUAGCCAUCUGUCCCUGCUUCCUACUGUUCAUUAUUGGGAGUUUCCUGGCAUUCCCUCCUGAGGUGAAGCUGUUUGACUACAAGUACCCUUUUUGGACCACAGUGCUCGGCUACUGCAUUGGAGUAUCUUCCUUUAUCUGUGUGCCUUCCUAUAUGGUCUACUAUCUGGUCACCACCAAAGGAACCUUCAAACAGCGUCUGCUAAAAAGCAUUACCCCUGUGGCUUCGGGGUCCAGCGGCCCUCAGAGAGACACAAUUGUCAUCACCAAUGCCGUGUGACACAUUUCGUCCUCUGCUGGACAUGUAGCACAAACACGAAGGACCCGUGGCUCCUGUAAGGGCCCCGGCCGACCUCCCUUCACACCUCACCCCAGAGGAGUCUGCUACCUGUAUUGUGUGAUGGUGGGGCCAGGCCUCUGAAUACAGCCAAUGUUUAUUUGUAUUCUUGCCGUCCGUGUGUCAUUGCUCAUAUGAGUUCCUGACCACCGUGGAAAGUUCUUGAGAUUGUGUUUAUAUAUAUAUAUAUAUAUAUAUAUAUAUAU
Messenger RNA from Megalobrama amblycephala (Wuchang bream), 3305 nucleotides. RefSeq names its product solute carrier family 6 member 4a (gene slc6a4a). Gene Ontology annotation, molecular function: serotonin binding; serotonin:sodium:chloride symporter activity. Gene Ontology annotation, biological process: sodium ion transmembrane transport; serotonin uptake. Gene Ontology annotation, cellular component: membrane; neuron projection. The record is from RefSeq and is a predicted model, not a curated record. Bases 1102 to 3042 code for a protein of 646 amino acids. NCBI's taxonomy places the organism in Eukaryota, Metazoa, Chordata, Actinopteri, Cypriniformes, Xenocyprididae. The transcript is spliced from 14 exons.